This is a messenger RNA of Bombyx mandarina (wild silkworm), 3160 nucleotides long. RefSeq names its product phosphatidylinositol 3-kinase regulatory subunit alpha (gene Pi3K21B). Gene Ontology annotation, cellular component: phosphatidylinositol 3-kinase complex. Gene Ontology annotation, molecular function: 1-phosphatidylinositol-3-kinase regulator activity. Gene Ontology annotation, biological process: phosphatidylinositol phosphate biosynthetic process; insulin receptor signaling pathway. Lineage: Eukaryota; Metazoa; Arthropoda; Insecta; Lepidoptera; Bombycidae. The record is from RefSeq and is a predicted model, not a curated record.
AUGGCUCUCAAACAACUUAAGGACAACAAGACACCGGGUGAGGAUGGAAUUACUGUCGAACUUCUGAAGGCGGGUGGAAAACCAGUCCUUCGGGCCCUCGUCAACAUCAAUGGCGACUACAUAACUCACCUUCGGUUCGCCGAUGAUAUUGUAAUUAUGGCCGAGACCAUGGAGGACCUCAGUACAAUGCUCAAAGACCUCAGUAGAACCUCAGAUCCGAUGAUGACAUAUGGCACUGAGACGUGGUUGCUCACAAUGGGCCUUAUGAGAAAGCUUAAGGUCACCCAAAGAGCAAUGGAGAGGGCUAUGCUCGGAGUUUCUCUGGGAGAUCAAAUCAGAAAUGAGGAGAUUCGCAGGAAAACUAUGGUAACCGACAUAGCCCAAAGAAUUGUGACAUUGAAGUGGCAGUGGACAGGACACAUUGCUCGCAGAACGGAUGGCCGUUGGGGCCAGAAAGUUCUUGAGUGGCGACCGCGACUGGAAGACGUAGCAAAAUUGGAUAAUUAUACCGCUCCUUCAUCUCCUGACGAUGAAAUAAUGGUCGAAAUAGGAGUUCCACAGCAGUCACCAGAACAUAGCCUAGAAGCUGCGGAGUGGUACUGGGGCGAUAUAACAAGAGAUGAAGCCAAUGAAAAACUUCGAGACACUCGUGAUGGAACUUUUCUUGUUCGUAAUGCAUCUAAUAAGGAUAGUGGAUAUACAUUGACAGUCAGGAAAGGUGGUGCAAAUAAGUUGAUCAAAAUAUACCAUCAUGAAGGUCGAUAUGGCUUCCGUGAACCUUUUGAAUUUAAGUCAGUAGUUGAUCUUGUAUGCUAUUACAGUGAAUACUCCCUGGCAACAUGUAACAGUAGUCUAGACAUCAAACUCUUGUAUCCAUUGUCUAGACAUCAAGAAAAUGAAGGAGGUGAAAACAUAAGUGAUGAAACUUUAGCAACUAGGUAUAAAGAGAUACAUAAGAAGUAUAUAUUAAAAACUAGGGAUUACAAUAUAAGAUUUUCUAAAUAUACAAGAUUAAGGGAAGAAGUUACUUUAAAACGACAAGCUUUAGAAGCGUUUAGAGAAGCUGUAAAAAUGUGUGAAGACCACAUUAAACUACAAGAAAAAAUACAAGCAGAAGCACAACCUCAUGAAAAAAAUAUAGUCUUGGAAAAUAACCGACAGCUCAUGGCAAAAUUACAAAGUUUGAAACAAGCCAAGGCUGAACUAAGUGAAAUCCUGAGGACUACAUUAGAAUGCAAUUUAGUUGUCGAAAGAGAUUUAACAAAGUUAAAAUCAGAUGUAGUAAAGCUCUACAAUUUGAAGGAUCGCCACAAAAUGUGGUUGCAAGGGAGAGGGAAAACUGAUGAAUAUUUAAAAGCUUUAGAGGAGAACAAUAUUCAUAAAUUAGAUGAAAUUAAUGCUCAUCGUGAUAUGGACACUUGGAAAGUUAAUUGCACGCGGGAGACAGCUGAAAAACUGCUUGCCGGAAAACCACAGGGCACAUUCCUGAUAAGACCAAAUUCUACAGGACAGUUAGCUCUCUCUAUUGUCUGUAAUAACAUGGUCUAUCAUUGCAUUAUAAAUAAGACUGAAUGUGGAUAUGGUUUUGCUGAACCAUACAAUAUCUACGAAACAUUGAAUGAAUUAGUACUACAUUAUGCAGGAAAUUCAUUGGAGGAGCACAAUGAUCAGUUGAGAACUGAGUUAAAAUACCCAGUUAAUAUGCAUCUGGCAAAAAAACCUGAAAAGAAUUGAGAGUACCAAAGAGAGGAAUGCCAGAGGAUUGUUAAAGAUUUCACAGUGAGCUAUUUUUGUAAGUCUUGCUGUUAUUUUAUGUACCUUGUCUUCUAUUUAGAAAAUAGAAUGACUAGAGUAAGAAUAUAAAAUUUAAUAUUCAUACCUAACUUGGACAUAUUACAUUUUGCUCUCAAAAUAUUUACAUUUUCACCUAAAUGAAAAACAUUAUUUUAUUGAAAUUGUUGAAUGCCCAGGAGGCUGAGCUGUAAAAUAUGAAUAAAUAAAAAAUUAACUUAUUUGAUAAUUGUUUUUUGUCAUUAAAAUGCUACUACCAAUUGUAAACAUUAGUAUACUUAAAAUUUGAAAUGUAAUUUAAAAAAUGUAAUAAGAAUUUGAGCUUGGUCAUUUAAAUAGUUUGCCCAAAAAUUUAGUCAAUCAGGGUACGCAGUGUUGGUAAGGCUAACUUUAAAGCUUUAGUUAUUCUAUUUUUGUUGAUAAAUAAAAGAUCAUCAAACUUGUUUACUAGCAAACAUUAUUUCAUCACUUGUAAAAGUCAGCAACAUAGUUCUGAUUUAUAUAUUUUUUCUAUUAAUUAAUUUUAAUCCCACAAAAAUAUGAUAUAAUUUUUUGGUAGAGAGAAGAGUGUGUUUAACUUACAUAAUUCAAGUACUGUUAAUAUUUGUUUGGUGAAAAUGAAAAUGCUUUAAUACACUACAUACACAUAAGUACAUUAGGAUCUUGAUUUUAUAUUUAUAUUUUUAUAAUUAAAAAAAAGAUCGAAUUGAUCUAUUUUGUAAUUUAAGGAUUUUCGUCAAUUUGAUGUCUAAUUUAAUAAUAUUGCAAAUAAAUGUAAUACAUAUUAGGUAUGUAGUAGUUUUGAUACUAAUAUUUGUUUUUCGAAUUGAAUGUUUUUAUAAACAAAUUCCAUUUCACAUUUGGUAACAAUUUAAUAUCUUGUGUGAAGAGAGAUCGUCUUUGAUCAACAAAAUAACGAAUGAACGAUAUCUAAAAUUUAUCAAGACUCGGAAAAAGAAUAUUGGUCACUUUGUUCUAAGUAGCAAAUUUUAAUUAUUUGACCUUAGACAUUUUGGGGAAACUAAUGAGCCUUGCAAUUAGUAUUAUUAUUAAGUGCAAGACGGUCCCCUGCAAUAAAAAUGUAAUUCUGAAUCAAGAAUUAAACAGUUUCGGUUCCAUUGAAAAAGUCGAUUUGUAGAUUUGUUGAUAUGUAUACUCGCCGGCACGUAAGUUGGCAAGGUUUUGACGUAGUGGAGGUAAGGUCGCGCAUAGUGCACUUGAUGCAACAAAAAAUUGUCACUUUUGUUGCCCACAUUAUUCUACGGUUAUUGCCAUAAUUUCUUUUUAAUCAUAUCUGUUUAGCAGAAAGUUAAAAAAAAAAAGAGGAAUUCGUGAAGUUUAUUAGGUGUUAUCAAUAAAAUACGAUUAA